AUGGGUCGCUUUGGUUUCCUGUCUCUUGGUUUGCUCUCUCUUCAGGCCUUUAUUGGCAAUGGUCUCGCCGCAGACACUGCUGAGAAGGCUGAAGAAACUGCGGCCCCUCAGAUCUCUAUCUCGGCGGAAGCAUCCUUCCCUGCCUCUGAGAUCUUUGGCGUGAAGCUCGUCAAUGGCCACCCAACUCAGGCGCUGAUCACUUUCACCAAUGAUGAGCCUGCCCCCGUUACGGUCAACUUCAUCGGUGGUACUCUGUCGACUCUGGAUGAGGAGCAGAGCCAGGUGGUCCGAAACUUGACCGCUACCAGCUACGGUGUCGAGAUUCCUGCUGGCCAGAAGGAAAGUCUGAGCUACAGCUUCGCGACCGAAAUGCACCCUCAGGACCUGAGACUUAGCCUCGCCUCUAUUGUCUCCGAUGCUGAGGGCCAAUUCUACACUGUCUACUCCUACAACAGCACCGUCAGCGUUGUGGAGCCGGAAACCAGCAUCUUCGACCCUCAGAUUAUCUUCCUGUACUUCUUCCUCCUGGCUUGCUUCGGUGGCGUUGUCUACUUUUUCUACACCGUCUGGAUCGCACCAUACUUCCCUCAGAAGCGCGCUGGAAAGGGCUCCGAGUACAACAAGAAGUCCUCUGGCGCAUCGAAGAAGGCUGAGUCUGCUCCUGUCGAGGGUGCUAGCAGCCCUGCCGUCUCAUCUGCCACUACCUACAACGCCGACUGGAUCCCCGCCCACCACAUCAGCCGCCCUGAAGCCAGAAAGGUCAAGGGCAGCGCCAAAUCUAAGAACCGUGCUUAG
Messenger RNA from Aspergillus wentii DTO 134E9, 795 nucleotides. RefSeq names its product putative translocon-associated protein, alpha subunit. The coding region runs from base 1 to 795 and encodes 264 amino acids. Gene Ontology annotation, cellular component: endoplasmic reticulum; endoplasmic reticulum membrane. The transcript is spliced from 3 exons. The record is from RefSeq and is a predicted model, not a curated record. NCBI's taxonomy places the organism in Eukaryota, Fungi, Ascomycota, Eurotiomycetes, Eurotiales, Aspergillaceae.